CUAUAUGUCUCUGAGGCUACACUAUUCUAGAUUUCUGCAAAAAUUUUAAUUCAGUUGCUAGCAGAUUCUCAAUUUUGUCGGGCACGUUGUUUUGUAAGCGCGGCAGCACCGUCUUUUUUUUGUUUUUCCUUAUAUAUUAUUAAAUAAUUUCGGUUUAUAACCAAAUAAGAAUUGUAAUUGUUAAUUUAAUUUUAAAGUUUUAUAUUCUAAAUGGCUUCUUACAUAUUAAGAAACGGGACUACAUCUCUACUUAAAAAAUACUGCCCACGUCAACUAAGUGGCCUCAAAAAUACAUAUACAAAACAAUUCCGUGGCUUGCAUUUAACUCCGUGCUUAGAAAAAAUUGUAUCCUUUAAUUUAAGUGAUAUUGGCGAAGGUAUACGUGAGGUUACUGUUAAGGAAUGGUUCGUUAAAGUUGGAGAUACUGUUGAGCAAUUCGAAAAUCUUUGUGAGGUACAAUCGGAUAAGGCUUCCGUUACAAUAACAAGUCGGUAUGAUGGAAAAAUCUUAAAACUCCAUCAUAAAAUAGAUGAGAUUGCAUUAGUGGGGAAACCGCUAUUAGAUUUUGAAGUGGAAGAGGAAGAUGACGACAGUUCGAGUUCCGAAAGUUCAGAUUCGGAAUCCGAAGCUGAUAAGGACAAUAAGAAUUUAAGUAGUGGUACCGAUUCAAGCAGUAAGGUUGAUUCUGAAAAUAUUGGACGACAGAUUACAUUGGCAACGCCUGCUGUGCGACGAAUAGCAACAGAAAAUAAAGUUGAUUUAUCUAAAGUGCCACCAACUGGCAAAAAUGGACGUGUCCUUAAAGGUGAUGUACUGGAAUUUUUAGGCCAAGUGCCACCUGGCACCAAUAUACCACAUCCCACCAUUGCAGCAAAAGCUGCAACAACAGCAACUGCUUCAACCUCAAAGUCAAUCGCAGCAGCUCCAGUAGCAGCAGAUCGUGUUGAACCAAUCAAAGGUGUACGUAAAGCUAUGUUGAAAUCCAUGUCGGAAUCACUAAAAAUACCACACUUUGCUUAUAGCGAUGAAAUAGACAUGACAAAAUUGAUCGAUUUCCGUAAUCAGUUAAAGGAUGUGGCUAAAGAAAAUGGCAUCUCGAAACUAACAUUUAUGCCAUUCUUUAUAAAAGCCGCGUCGGUUUCUUUGACCAAAUUUCCCAUUCUAAAUAGUUCUCUGAAUUUGGAAAACGAAACUUUGAUCUAUAAAGGUGCACACAACAUAAGUGUGGCUAUUGAUACACCACAAGGCUUGGUCGUUCCAAAUAUAAAAAACUGUCAAAACAAAAAUAUUAUGGAAAUCGCUGCUGAUCUUAACGCAUUGGUUGAGAGGGGACGUACAGGUUCCUUGUCACCACAAGACUUUGCUGAUGGUACAUUCUCUUUAUCGAAUAUUGGCAUUAUUGGUGGUACCUACACACACCCUUGCAUAAUGGCGCCACAAGUAUCUAUAGGAGCCAUGGGACGCACCAAGGUUGUGCCGCGCUUUAAUGAAAACGAUCAAAUAGUCAAGGCUUAUGUUAUGAGCGUUAGCUGGUCGGCUGAUCAUCGUGUUAUUGAUGGAGUAACCAUGGCAAGCUUUUCAAAUAUGUGGAAAAAGUAUCUGGAGAAUCCUGCUAUGUUUUUAUUGAAUUGAGAUUAUAGCUGAUAAGCAGAAAAUCUGAUUUCUUAAGAAUAUCGUCUUCGUAAAAGUCUGCUCUGUUGCAUUUAUUUACUUUUAAUUGAGAAUUGUUGUAAUUAUAGUUUAAAAAAUUUAUGUGGAUUAUAUUUGUGUAAUAUAAUUAUGUUGAUAGAUAUAUGUAUAUCGCUGUAACUGUGCAUUUAUUGGGAUCUUGGUUUGAGAUCAACUAAUUUUAAUAAGCCAUUAAUAUUUUUGUUUAUAUUAUAUAUAUACCUCUUGUUGUGACAUAUCUUAUUUAGAAACUCUACAGUGAUAGUUUUCAUAUUAACUCUUAUAUAAAAACUUGUGGUAUAAAAUACUAUAAAAAUUUAAAUAAAAUCAAGUUGAAG
Molecule: messenger RNA, 2006 nt
Organism: Teleopsis dalmanni
Lineage: Eukaryota; Metazoa; Arthropoda; Insecta; Diptera; Diopsidae
Gene: Dbct
Product: lipoamide acyltransferase component of branched-chain alpha-keto acid dehydrogenase complex, mitochondrial
Exons: 6
Coding region: 211-1632 (473 amino acids)
Cellular component (GO): mitochondrion; cytoplasm
Molecular function (GO): acetyltransferase activity; lipoic acid binding
Source: RefSeq, a predicted model, not a curated record